This is a messenger RNA of Danio rerio (zebrafish), 2437 nucleotides long. Lineage: Eukaryota; Metazoa; Chordata; Actinopteri; Cypriniformes; Danionidae. The record is from RefSeq and is a predicted model, not a curated record.
CCCGGACGCACCGCCAAAAAAGCGCGUCCGGCUGCAGGAGGGCGAAGCAGGGAAGCUGGAGGAGCGGCUGUACUCGGUGCUCUGCUGCACGGUGUGUCUGGACCUGCCUAAAGCCUCGGUGUACCAGGGGAUCCAUAUGGAAGUAUAUGGAGAGCGGCACACAUGGGGAACAGCCUGAGUGUACGAAUGGGCACCUGAUGUGCGCAGGCUGCUUCAUUCACCUGCUUGCGGACUCGCGUCUGAAAGAGGAGCAGGCCACGUGUCCGAACUGCCGCUGUGAGAUCAGUAAGAGUCUGUGCUGCAGGAAUCUGGCGGUGGAGAAGGCCGUGAGUGAACUGCCCUCUGAGUGCAGCUACUGCCUCAAACAGUUCCCUCGCUCCGGCCUGGACCGCCACCAGACAGAGGAGUGUCAGGACAGAGUGACACAGUGUAAGUACAAGCGGAUUGGCUGUCCGUGGCAGGGGCCAUUUCAUGAGCUCAGUGCCCAUGAGGCCGAGUGCUGCCACCCGUCUAAAACUGGCAUGGAGCUGAUGGGCAUCCUGGACGAGAUGGACCAGAGCCAUCGCAGAGAACUUCAGCUCUACAACAGCAUCUUCAGCCUGCUGUGCUUCGAGAAGAUCGGCUUUACAGAGGUGCAGUUUCGGCCAUACCGCACUGACGACUUCAUCACGCGACUGUACUACGAGACGCCGCGCUUCACCGUACUCAACCAAACCUGGGUGCUGAAGGCGCGGGUCAACGACUCGGAGCGCAACCCCAACCUGUCCUGCAAACGCACGCUCGCCUUCCAGCUCAUCCUGAAGAGCAAAGUGAACUCUGCGCUGGAGUGCUCCUUCCUGCUCCUGAAGGGCCCGUACGAGGACAUCAAAAUCAAACCCGUCAUCCAGCACCACGUCUUCUCCAACGACGCCAAUGAAACCGAGUACGCCCCGCUGCCCAUCUGCGACAGCGUGGAGUGCAACAAGCUGCUGGCUGCCAAAAACAUCAACCUCCGCCUCUUCAUCUUUCAGAUCCAGAAAUAGAGGGGGCGCAAGACGCGUAUCGGAGUGAACAAAAGAGGGGGGAAAGGAGCACCACUGAACCACAGAUACCUCGACUGGAGCAAAAGGAGGAGGAACACGGCCCAUCAGUACUGCAGUAGAUCGUUUGUUUGUGUGUGAGUGUGUGUUGUUGCCGCCGCUGGUAAAGCUUUCAGACCCUCUACGGCCCCAAAAAAGAAAAAAGUAAAAAAAAAAAUGUCAACAGUGUCACCCAACACCCUGCUGAUCUCUCGCUGGCAGAGCAGGACGGGCCUGAACGAACACCAUCAGUGGAUAUCAGUCAGACCAAAUGCUGAGGAACGAGACUGAAUGAGCGCUAGAGGUUUAGAUCAUUCAACUCUGUGUUUCCAUGCAGUUUUCAGAGCUUCUUCUCGAGGCCGCGACUGCUUUAAGUGUAUUUUUGUAUGUGAAGGUGGCCAUUUUCAUUGCAGUCAUGCUGAACAAAAUGGCCACCAGUCCUACAACCUGAAAGAUGCAACUUGCAUGUUUUUAGUUUCUCCUCUUGUGCCCUCUGGAAAGCACACAUUUUAGUUGCGUAGCAUAAUAAUCUUGACCCUAUUAAUGCAUUUAUUUAAGAACCUGUGAAUCUUGCCUCCCCCCCUUCCCUCCCUCACAUGAUCUUGUCUUUUUUGAUCCCUGCUGGUUUGUGAACGACACAGGUACAUUUCACACCUCAUGAUGUCAUGGAUAUUUAUAUUUAUUGCUUUUAUUUAACCUGCAUUAAUUAAACUUUUUACAAUCACUCACACACUCACUUAACACUGAGACUGGAAAGAUCUGAUAGCGAGCCAUUGUUACAAACCCCUUCCCUCCCCUUCUUCAACCUUCAUCCAUCUACACACACAGAUUUGGUGGUUUAUGAGGACUCUCUAUAGGCGUAAUGUUUUUUAAACUGUGAAAAAGCCUACCCUUAAACCAAACCUCACAGAAAACCUUUGACAAAUUUCAAUGUGAAAAAAAACCCCCUGUUAAAUAUGAUUUUUUUAACAGUUUGAAUAACAAGACAUGUACUCAUAACCCCACAUUGUAAUACCUAGGUCAUACCCAUGUCAUUAUACAAAUUUGUCCUCAAAAACCACUUAAAUCAGUACACACACACACACACACACACACACACGACCUUCCUUCAUUAAAUAUACACAAACACACACAAAGCUUGGGGUACAAAAGAGCCAACGGGGUAAUCGGAUCUCGGUUCAGAUGAACACGGCUGUGACUUAGUUUUGACAUACUUGAAUUCAUGAACGACAGAACAACAAACAGUUGAGCUGAUCCAGCAGAGACGGUCACUUCUGAUUAGAGGAGAUUAGAUGAAAACUGUUUCUGCAUUUAAAAGCUUUUAAUUCUCACACUCUGGCUGUAUAUGUGCCUUUCUAUUAAAGCUCAUUUAAACUUGC